UCGGCCCAAUCACGAGAGGGCGGUCAGUCGGGCGAAAGGCACGUGCCAACAGGAGGACAUGUCCCGAUUCCCGGUCGGCGAUGGCUAUGCCGAGGACGACACCGAAGGAGGGAAACAAAAGAAGCAGCCUUGGUCUUUGGAAGAGCAGCUGGCCCUAGCGAGGUACAUGCGAGAGGACGACGCUAUGAUGGUCGCCGCCCAGCCGAGGCAGAAACGUCAGCGGAGAUCAAUGAGGAAUGAUUGGGGAGCGAGGCGCAUGAAGGAGGAAGGCUACCACCGAUUGGCGGAGGACGUGAGGAAGAAAUGGGUCGACCUACAAAACAAAUAUAGGGAGAUCAAGGACAAGUACGGCGGGUCUGGGAAGCCGACAUUCUGGGACAUGCCGCAAGAGGAUAAGAAGAGGGAGGGAUUAACGUUUCUUUUUGAGGAAGAAUUGUGGGACGAGAUGGUGUGGGUGCAGGCGAAGAGGUCAACCAUGUGCGACAACACGAUGGAGUCGUCCACCUUGCCUGGUCGAGAUAGCGGGGGGUUCGGACAAGGGAACCUCCGCCAGCACCCCAGUGGAAGAUUCGGAAAGCAGCAGGAAGUCUCGCCGGAUUGAGAAAGGGAAAACUUCCGCGGAUGAAGGUAUCAGCACGAAGUCCGGCAUGCGGUUCUCCAUGGAGGACUCCACACGCGCUCUAUGCGAUGGUCUGGGAAACGCAGCUGGGACUCUUGCAAGGGUCAGUGCAUAAGGCGCACAGCAAGUGGCCAGUCAGAUCGGCGCGGUGGCCAGUGCAAUGGAGGGUAAUGCUGUGCUGCAGUUGCUGGCCGGGGUGAUGGCAAGCGUGCGGGAGGAGGAGGCGGGGGUGGUCAGGAGGGGGGCGACGACGACAUCCCUCCCUCAAGCAAGUAAGGGGUUCGGUUGUGGAUGUGGGUGUGGGUGUGUUUGUGUUGUGUGGUAAGAAUACAAGACCCCAACAAAAAGGCUUCACACCG
Molecule: messenger RNA, 978 nt
Organism: Chara braunii
Lineage: Eukaryota; Viridiplantae; Streptophyta; Charophyceae; Charales; Characeae
Source: the annotation of a GenBank genome assembly